UAUAAAAUCAAUUAUAGCGGUUUUGUUUGCAGAUUGUGUUAAUCAAAUCAUUUUAAUUGAAUUCAGAUUAUUCUCGUUAAAUUAAUUGAUUUUUCAAUUAAGUAAUGUGACACAAUCGGCAUGUACAACUGACCCAGUGUAUCCGCUAGUGAACUAGGUCGAUCAAUAUUAUACCGGAGGAAGGGAUAGAGGUGGCAGUUUUCUCAUACGAGUGGUGGUGACCACCCUUCUUCACUGAGAGGAGAUGCGCGUGUGGAAAUUGCUUUCAGUGCGCCGCGGAAAAUUCGUCCAUCCAAAACAUGUCGUCUUCUAGCGAGGAUCUCAUGAUUGUGGAUGUGCCCGAGAAUCGCUAUGAUGAUGCGAUCCACCAUCUUAGAUGGAACUUCUUCGCUGAUGAGCCGCUCAACAAUGCUGUGGGACUUUGCGCGAGGGGGGAAUCCCAACGCGAACUUGAGCGACACUGCCUUCUCACCUUGAAGCAGGGUUACUCCAGGAUGCUAGUGGAUAAGAAGGGAGCGAUAGCGGGAAUGGCACUAAACGGUAUUCUGAAGAAAGGUGAACGUGAGGAGGCAGAACGGCGUCUUGAAGAGAUGAAAGACGAAAAAUUCAAGAUGAUCUUCAGAGUGCUCUAUAAAGUGAAUGAAAAGAUUGAUUUGUUCGCAAAGUAUGAUGUUGAUGAGCUGUUCGAGUGUCGAAUCCUCAGCGUUGAUGCGGAUUACCGCGGCAAAGGCUUGGCCAGUAUCCUUAUGGCCGACAGCGAGAAAAUCGCUAGAAAUGCCGGUUUCAAGCAUGCUCUUCGGUUAAUGUGCAUGGGAUAAUUUUCGUUUACUUCCUCACGAGGUGUGUAAGGCCGAUGCAACCGGCGCAUUCUCACAGAAGGUCUAUCUGAAGCACGGCUUUCAGGUGGAAGCAGAGAUUCCGUACACGGAAAUGGACAAGUCUGUCAGACCGGCGCCGCCUCAUCAAGCGUUAAAACUGAUGGUGAAGUUGCUAGAUUGAAGAUACAAUAAGAAAGUCGUUCGCUCGAAGAGCGAGCUUAAUUAAAUUAAAUCGUCAAAAUGCAAAAGCGCAAAGUAGAUAAAAGGUAUAUGUAUCGUCGUCGUGUCAUGACAAUAACAGCUCUGUUAAUUCAUGUUUCGGUGUCGCAAAUGACGCGACGCCUUCUCAUAGAAUAUUUAUCUCAAAGCAAAAGAGAAUAUCUCACGCGUUUCACGUAAUACGUGUCGAAACGUUUCCGAAUGGUAUCCGGUAUUACUGCCCCUGUAUAUGUGUUCCGAACAGAAGAAUCUCUCUCGUCAUUAAGAAAGAAACGGAGAAUGAUGAUUCAAUGAAAUUGCAUAAUUUAAUGCAGCGAACGGACAAAUUCGCUAAGUCUAUCACACGUCACAUUCGGAUCUUUCAUUUGUGCAAAACUCAACUAGUCAAUGUAGCAAAGAAGCUAUAAUGUUAUAUAAGAAAUAUAACAUUAUUCCGUAUGUUAUUUAACUCUUAUAUACGUUAAACCAUAAACGUUUAAAGUGAAUAUAAAUACUAAUGAUCAAAUUUAAUUUAAUGAUAAAUAUAAAAUGUAUAUAAAAAUCUUUCUAAAGAUCUCUCAUUGUAUUACAAUUUUGACACAUUUUUAAGAAAGCAAAAUACUUAAAUAUUAUCAGUUCUAUUAUCAGCGAUGCAUUGUGAUUAUUAUACAUACAUAUAUAUAUGUAUACAUAUUUUUCGUAAUUAAUUUAAGGAAAAAUAAAGUGAUAAGAAUGCGGUUAUGAAGUCAUAUAUAUAUAUAUAUAUAUAUAUAUAUAUAUAUAUAUAUAUAUAUAUAUAUAUAUGACAGUGAUUCAGAGAAGAUACUUGAGAAUUAAAGAGAGGAACUAUUAUUUACCAUGUACAGCAAAGUAUCGAUCUAACAAUAGAGAAAGAAACAAAAAGAAAGUUGCAAAGUAUCAAAUAUUAUUAUUUUUUUUGCAUCUUGUGAUUCGCUGAUGUUCCUGUGAGAAAUAAAGUGCAUAAACGUCCAUGAGAUGCAUAACGUCCACUUGUAUCUUUCUUUCCCUCUUUAAUUCUCAUAUGAUCAUCAGCGAAAUGCAUGAAUGCAUAAACUAUCUUCUAAUUCAUAUAUUUAUUAUUAUAUCCUAUUGAAAGUGAUGACUUCGGUCGCAAUACGGAGAUGUUGCUUUGGAUAUAACGAACGGGUCCACAUAAAUAAAAAAAAAAGGUUAUUUGAGGAGGAAAUAAGAUAUUUUUGUCGGUGAAACGUGUUACAUGAAAGAGUAUAUAUAAAAUAUAUACGAGUUAUUUUGUAAGAACAUAUGUCAAAUACAAAUUAUAACACGAUUUA
Molecule: messenger RNA, 2329 nt
Organism: Solenopsis invicta (red fire ant)
Lineage: Eukaryota; Metazoa; Arthropoda; Insecta; Hymenoptera; Formicidae
Gene: AANATL7
Product: dopamine N-acetyltransferase
Exons: 4
Coding region: 300-818 (172 amino acids)
Molecular function (GO): N-acetyltransferase activity
Source: RefSeq, a predicted model, not a curated record